UCGACUGCUGCCUUUCAAUUUGCAGCACGACGCGACGACCAAAAGUCCCAUCACCCCCUCCGCGACCAACUCGUCCCGCUGGGAAUCGUCAUCGCGCGCACGCGCACCUCUUUUUGAUUUCAUUCAAUUCUUGACCUUCUUUUCCAGCCGUACUAUGCUCGCCGCUUGUCAACAUGACUGACAAGCUCCCACCCAACCUGCUUGCGCUGUUCGCGCCGCGCCCGCCCCUGCGAUGGGUUCCGCCCCCCGACCAUGCGCCUGAGCAACGACGAACGGCUCCCGUCUCCGGCAUCGCUGCCUUCCUCCCCGCGCUCGCCGAGUACAAAGACCAGGAUGGCUACGUUCCCACGGAGAGCUGGCUGCAGAUGAAAGAUCGCAAGAAGCAGGAGCACAAGGCCAAGCUCGAACGGCUCGCGGCCGAAGGCCCUGUUGAUUACAAGCCGAAUGAAGACCCCAACAUUCGCGGCGACGCCUUCAAGACUCUCAUUGUCGCAAGGCUGUCCUACGAGGCGAACGAACAAGACCUCGAGCGAGAGUUUGGUCGUUUCGGCAAUAUUGAGCGUAUUCGCAUCAUCACUGACACGCACGCCCAUGAAAAAUCCAAGAAUAAGAAGAAGAAGCCCCAUCGAGGAUAUGCUUUCGUCGUUUUCGAGCGCGAAAGAGAUAUGAGAGCUGCUCUAGAUUCCUGCGAUGGAAUUCGAAUCAAAGAUCGACGUAUCAAGGUAGACGUCGAACGCGGCCGCACAGUCAAGGGUUGGAAGCCUCGCCGCUUCGGCGGUGGCCUCGGCGGCCGAGGCUACACGAAGGCCCUCCCUGCUAGGCCAUGGGCGGGCCAGGUGGCUUCGGUGGAGGAGGCUUCAGGGGCGGAUUCCGAGGUGGCUUUGACGGCGGUCGCGGUCGUGGAGGAUUUCCGCGGCGGCUUUGGCGGCCGUGGCGGUGGGUUCCGUGGUGGAGGUGACUUUGGUGGCGGCCGUGAUCGCGGUGGUCCAGGCGGUCCCGGCGGUCCAAAUGGUUUCCCCCGUGAUGCGCCCCAAGGCCCUGGCCGUGGCGGCUUCGGAGACCGUGAUCGCGGUUUCUCCAAUGGUGGUGGGUUCGACCGCGGCAGCGGUCGCUCGUUCGAUGACCGAUCUGGCGGUGGCCCGCGUGAUCGUUAUGGUGACCGGGACCGCGACAACCGACGCACAGGCAGCAACAUGGAGCCUGUUCGGCCCAGAGGUGAGGGCGGCUACCGUGACCGCGACAACAGAGACAGUAGGGACAACAGGGACAGCAGGGACAGCAGGGACAACAGGGACAGCAGGGACGGCAGAGACAACCGGGACCGAGACUACGACCGCCCGCGCGACGACGACAACAGGAAACGCGGAUACGACGGCGGUGGCUACGAGGACCCACGCAAGCUUCGUCGCUACUAAUCAGACACGUGCGGCCUCUAUGGAUGUCGCGAUCCUGCGGUGGGUGCCAGCUCUUCGCCUGCUCACUUCUGUAACCAGAACAGUGAAUCCACUCACCCGCAACGACAUACGCUUGAGCACCACUGCUCGUCGCCGUCAUACACUCUCCUCCUGUUGCCCUUGCUGCAUCAAGGACUACGCUCAUAUCACGGUCCUGCGCCGGCGUCGUUCGUUAGGGAGGUAUCAUUUCCGUCUGUAUUUACUAGGUACACUUGAUCACGAGGUAGUCACCGAGGACUACCAACGAUUAUCGCUCAGUGCUCGGCCCGCAGCAGGUAAGAUCAGAGGUAAGGGUCUUCGUGCCUACUGAUCUGGAGUUUCAGGGAAGGAGACGAGGAGGGGUAACCACAGAAAAGUCAUCGAUGCAGAGCCUCGACACGGCCUAAUUUUGUUUUGUACGAGUAGUGAACCUCAAUUCAGCCGACACGGCUUCUUGAGC
Messenger RNA from Verticillium alfalfae VaMs.102, 1893 nucleotides. Its product is annotated as U1 small nuclear ribonucleoprotein. Bases 174 to 1415 code for a protein of 413 amino acids. The record is from RefSeq and is a predicted model, not a curated record. The transcript has 4 exons. Gene Ontology annotation, biological process: mRNA splicing, via spliceosome. Lineage: Eukaryota; Fungi; Ascomycota; Sordariomycetes; Glomerellales; Plectosphaerellaceae. Gene Ontology annotation, cellular component: U1 snRNP; precatalytic spliceosome; U2-type prespliceosome. Gene Ontology annotation, molecular function: mRNA binding; U1 snRNA binding.